Raphanus sativus (radish) is the source of this 671-nucleotide messenger RNA. Its product is annotated as sulfiredoxin, chloroplastic/mitochondrial-like. The transcript has 5 exons. Gene Ontology annotation, molecular function: sulfiredoxin activity. Lineage: Eukaryota; Viridiplantae; Streptophyta; Magnoliopsida; Brassicales; Brassicaceae. The record is from RefSeq and is a predicted model, not a curated record. Gene Ontology annotation, cellular component: cytoplasm. Bases 70 to 453 code for a protein of 127 amino acids. Gene Ontology annotation, biological process: cellular response to oxidative stress.
UUAUAUUUCGUUCACAAAACUAAUUUUAAAGAUAUUUUGUCAAUCAAUAGAGAGAAGAAGAGGUGACUAAUGGCGAAUUUGAUGAUGCUGAGGUUACCUAGCAGCUUGAGAAGCUUCUCUGUUUCCGCUUCUUCUUCUUCAAACGGUUCGCCGCCCGUGAUCGGAGGAUCUAGCGGCGGUGUAGGGCCGAUGAUCGUGGAGUUGCCGCUGGAGAAAAUACGGAGACCGUUGAUGCGAACAAGAUCCAAAGACCAGAACAAAGUGAAGGAGCUCAUGGAUAGCAUUCGCCAAAUCGGUCUUCAAGUUCCGAUCGAUGUGAUCGAAGUUGAUGGAGCUUACUAUGGCUUCUCGGGUUGUCACAGGUACGAGGCACAUCAGAAGCUAGGUCUACCAACUAUACGUUGCAAAAUCCGCAAAGGAACAAAGGAAACAUUAAGGCAUCACCUUCGCUGAGAGCCUGAGUAUAUUCAUCACUUUAUUCGAUGAAAUGUGUACUUGGUGGAAUCUGUGUAUUUGUCCGUAUAAAAGAAUUUAAAUAAGAACUUUGUAACAUCGCUGAAAUUCUCUGAAUGGUCGGAGAAAGAGGAUAAGAGGAAUCCACUAUAUAUAUGUUCAGUAUCAAGUAGCAGAAACCGUCCGAAUAAUUCGAUUAUAUGAAACAAGUCUUACUA